Manis javanica (Malayan pangolin) is the source of this 8084-nucleotide messenger RNA. It is a transcript of the gene CCDC50, whose product is annotated as coiled-coil domain containing 50. The record is from RefSeq and is a predicted model, not a curated record. Gene Ontology annotation, molecular function: ubiquitin protein ligase binding. Lineage: Eukaryota; Metazoa; Chordata; Mammalia; Pholidota; Manidae. Gene Ontology annotation, cellular component: cytoplasm.
AGGAGGCAUCCUGUGGAAAUCUCCGCCUGAGAACCAGAGCGCAGAACGCUCAAUACACCGGCGACAGAAACGAUUAUGUUCUGGGUGACCCGUGCAGCCCUUUUGUUAAGGACUUCGGGACACAAAGCCUCUGGAGAGCGGCGACCCUCGGCUGCGAGGAGGCCGGGCCUGGGGGCGGGGGCAGAGCGGGGCCCCAGCCUCGGGCGCGUCACGCGGCACCAAAGAGACAGCAGGAGGCGGCCGCGGGAGCGGAUCCGAGCUUGCCAGCCGCUGGCAAUUGCGGCUGCAGACCUGCCGCUCCCCGCCCCCCGCCUCCCCACCAGGCCCGCCUGCCCGCCCGCCUUUCUGUCUCCUCUCUCCCUCCGUACUGGACGGCCCGGGCCCAUUUCCGGCCUCGGAUAUUUGGUAUCGAUCUGGGCCGAGGGGCGCGGGAGCAGGUGGCAGUGGCCGGGCAGCUGGGCCGCCAGCCUGGCGUGCCGGAGCCGGUUUCCCGUCGCCCCUGCCGCCAGCCCUCCCCCGGCCACCCACUCCCUGCCCGGGGCGGUGCGCGCCGCCGGCCGGACUUUGCGCCGCCUCGGGCGCUGCUGCUGCGCGCGCGGGGCCGCGCUCGGUGCGGGCGGCGGCCGGGACCCCGGCCCAACAUGGCUGAAGUCAGCAUCGACCAGUCCAAGCUGCCGGGAGUCAAGGAAGUGUGCCGAGAUUUUGCUGUCCUAGAGGACCACACCCUGGCUCACAGCCUGCAGGAACAAGAGAUUGAGCAUCAUUUGGCAUCGAACAUUCAGCGGAACCGUUUGGUCCAGCAUGAUCUCCAGGUGGCUAAGCAGCUUCAAGAGGAAGAUCUGAAAGCCCAGGCUCAGCUCCAGAGGCACUACAAAGACCUUGAACAACAAGACUGUGAAAUUGCUCAGGAAAUUCAGGAGAAGCUGGCUAUUGAGGCAGAGAGACGACGCAUUCAGGAGAAGAAGGAUGAGGACAUAGCACGCCUUUUGCAAGAAAAGGAGUUACAGGAAGAGAAAAAGCGGAAGAAACACUUUCCAGAGUCCUCUGGGGCCAGUGCUUAUGGAGAUAGUUACUAUUAUGAAGAUGGAGACCUGCCACAGUCAAGGAGGGCAAGGGAAUUGGGUUCUGGAGUCUCAAGGUCUUAUAGACUCCAAAGUGAUGGAAGCACUGUGAAGCAGAGGAAGGAGAAAACCAAACAUCCAGUGGAGAACUUGGAAGAACUGGAAGAGCACUGGUCAUCAGAGAAGUCUCUGUCAUCCUCUAGUUUGGGCAAAGUGAGGGACAAUAGCAAAAUUAACACUGAACAGCAUGAAAGGAAACAGUCUGAUCAUGAGAAGCUCCGGAGACCUCCACUUCCCAAGAUCAGUGGUGAGGUGUUUCUGAGCACUGAAUUUGAUGACUGGGAGGCUAACAGUAGCCAUCGCACUCGGAAUUUGGAAAAACAGUCCAGACACCAAGACCGACUUUCACCCAAGUCCUCUCAGAAAGCAGGGCUUCACUGCAAGGAAGCUCUGUGUGGGAGGGACCAUGGGCAAGGUGAGCACAGAGAAAGGAAACACAGGCUCAGGACUCCGCCCUUCUCAGAGAGUGAGAAACGGCUCCAACUCCAUAGCACAGGAAUGAAGCCAAGGAUGAAGAAAGAAGCUGUUUCUACUUCAUCACAAGCGGCCCACAGGGAUCAGGAAUGGUAUGAUGCUGAAAUUGCUAGAAAACUGCAAGAAGAAGAAAUUUUGGCUACCCAGGUGGACAUGAGAGCAGCUCAAGUAGCCCAGGACGAGGAAAUUGCUAGACUUCUAAUGGCUGAAGAAAAGAAGGCUUACAAGAAAGCCAAGGAGCGGGAGAAAUCAUCUUUGGACAAAAGAAAGCAUGACCCUGAUUGGAAGCCAAAAACAAUUAAAUCGGCAUACUCAAAGUCAAAAGAGAGUGAUGAACCUCACCGUUUUAAGAAUGACAGGCCAGCACGGCCACCACCACCUGCCAUGGCAGAUGCUGAGGAUGUGGAUCACACUCAUUUUACAAACCAGCAUAAUUCCACACGUCAUUUCAAAAUCGAGUCCUCUCAUAAAGGUUUCCAUCAUAAGCAGUAAAAACCUAGGAAUCUGCCUUGAAAAUGGACUCACUGUAGCAAAUAUUACUUGAUGAUACAGAAUGCAUUCCAGGCUUAUUUUUUUCCUCCCAUGCUCAUAUUCCUGGGAUUUAUCCUCAAAUGUUUUUCUGACCAUAAAUAACUUUAAUGCAUUUGAAAUGUUUUCGUUAUUCCUGAUCACAUGGGCAGCACAGGAAAAUCUAGCGUCUUAAUAUUGGCCACCUCUUUGCUCUAUAUGCUUCCUGGGAUGUAGUGUCUAAGAGCUCUGUAAAAUGCCAUUUUUGUUAAGUAUGGAAUAUUGAUAUCUAGAGAUUAGGCUUUAUUUAGCAAUUAGAAUUUUUGUGGAGGUAAUGAUCAAAGUAAAACAUAAUGUUUGGUUGCAAUGCAAAAUAAAAACUGUAAGAAAUAGCUUUUUUUUCAUGCAUUAGUGUAUGCUAUAUUGAAAGAAAGAGCCUUUUGCAUUUUAUACUUUUCAAGAAAAGGAGAAAAAGUUACAAUCAUAGAGUAAUUUAAAAAAUACCUGAAAUAGUUUAAGUAUGUUACUCUGACCACAUCGAUUGAUAGAGUCAAGGGAAAUGGAAUUGGGAAGAUGUUUAUGUAAGUGAUGAUGAGAUUAUUCUCUCUGGCCAUAGAUUGAAGUUUUCCUCUUAGUUAAAAAAACUUAGCAAUAUUUGUUGGCAACCUCUCAAAAAUAUUUUGUGCAUCUGUCAAUAAUGAGAUUAACUCAACUUGAAGUUGAUGUAGUUCUUUAAGUAUCUGGUUCUGCAUGUUCAUCCAUGAUACAUGGCAUUGGAUUCCUUUGUACAAGGCCUUUAAACCCCUCUUCAAGAAAUCUGAAGUCUUUGUCUAUCUUCUGAACUCACGGAAGUGCUUUUCUCCCCAUACUGGUGAGUUCACAUGAACAGUAGUCAUGCAAUAUGUAUGUAAAUACCCCUUCAAUAUGACUUCCUAUUAUUUUUCAUUGUAUAGAUCUAAUAUUUUUGGCAUUCUAGUAUGGUGUUUGUUCAGGAAAGAAAUAUAUAGGUGACUAGAAAAAUGUAGUCAAUCUCUUCUUUUCCCACUGGGAAUUGCCUUCUGUUUGCUUUAUUUUUCCAGAUAUUUUUUAAAGCCAGACAAUAUUCAGGAAGCUAUUUAGAGUAGUUUCUCAGAGUGGAUUUGGAUCUUUAAUUUUGAGAAAUAUCUUUAGUUUCAUAAAGUUUAUGUGUUGUAGGGAUUUGGGUAAAAGGUAUAUAUGAGAGUUAAGUUUUGGGGGAAAUACUAAUCUAGAAAAAAAAAAACCCCUAAGAAACAGAGUCAUUUGGAGAAUUGGGAAAAGGGAAAAUAACAGGACUUUGGCCAUGAUGAAAUGAAUGAACAAAAUCAUCUAAAUAGGCAAGUGCAGGCAAAAUGGUGGUCCUGGCCUUAAAGUCAAAUUCCAGAGGUGGUUUCAAUGUGCUAACUGUUGGUCUUGUUGACUUAAUAGUAAUGCUAUAUUUUUCUUCGUCUGCCCUGUGAUUUUGCUGUAUGUUUAAAAAGUUUUUUAUGGUAGCUUUAAAUUAGAAAACACAGUGUAUUUUUAUUUGAUAGUUAGGCAGAUGGGCAACAUCAUUUGCCAUAUUUUUAUUUUAUAAAUGUUUAUUUUUCUAUCUCAUACAAUGAGCAAUUUUACUUUUAAAACUGCAUUUCUCUUGCCUUUCCUGUACCUUACCAAUCAUAUUUAUUACUGUAUAGUGCUAACGGGAGGUAUUUCAUUCAGAAACAUUCAGGCCACUUAACACUUAACCAGGAUGUCAGUAUUUCAGGUGUUUUAGGGAGUGACCAAAGGUGAUAGCUACCUUGUGACACCCAACUUUUGUUUUUUUUUUUUGGGGUUUUAAAAGAUCAAAAUCUAAAAAUAUUUUUAUUUUAUUUUUUGUAAAGCAAACACUUUUUAAAGAAUAUCAGAGAAAUUCUUACCCUGUAAGAAGAAAGAAAUCAAACUUAACUAGUUAAGUCCUCUUAUUUUCAUUCAAAUAAUGUAAUUAUUAUCUUUAAGACUAUAGAAGGACCCAUCAACUGUAUUUUAAGGAACUGCCAAACAUUCUUCACUGUGUUCUCUGCUUGUCUCUUUGUUACAUUUAUGUAAAUAUGGAAGCAUUUAUUUUCUUUCUGUUCCUACUGCUGGAGCACACACAGUUUUGUUUUUAGGCCCACAGUGUAUAAUGCUUUAAUGUUGUGAUAUAAACUAAUAUUUCUGGCCUUGGAAAAUCUUUCCAUUUCUAUACCCCUGUUCUCUGGAGGCCAGUAUUGCUUGAAAGAGCACAAUAUCUUACGGAAUCUUAUCAUAGGGUUACUGGACAUGUACACCUCCUGCCCUCACUGUGACCUUUUGUAAGUCAUUGCCUAGAGGCAAAGUUAGGUAAGGGUCAGAUCAAAUGUUUUGAGUUGAAAAAAUUUGACUCUAGUGUCAAACCAUUGUUAGACAUAAUUGGCAGACUGGACAGUUACCGCACAUGUUUUAAAAGAACAUUAGAUUUUUGGAAAGUGACUUUGCAGACUGUUGAUUACUAUUUCUCAAAAAAUUUCAUUGAAUUACUAAUUACGACAACCAACAACAGACUGAUGAACUAAAAAAAAAAGAACCGCAUGGGUUUUGAUCAUAGAGAAGCAUCUAAAUUAUAAAAGAAGAUAGGGAUAGAUGCUCCCAGGAAGAAAAUCUUUUCAGAAUGGCAUGCCCACUUAGCUCUAGAUCCACAUAGAUUCCAAAGUGUGUGGACUUGGGCCUCAUGUUCCACCAAAUUCACUAUAGAAAAUUAUGAACUAAACUAAUUUUCUCCUUUCCUUCUCAACUCUGGCAGCUGAGUAGAUAUAUUGCUGACUGCCCAUACUUUACCAUCAGUGUCAGGACUGUUCAGUAUAAAACUAAUUAACUUUUAACUGAUUAUUAUUUUUCUUUAGUGCCUGUCAAGUAUUCUUGAGAUUUUUGUCUUGUGCCAAAUUGUUGUUUUAAAACGCCUGCUAUAAUAUGGUGCAUUCUGUUUACCACAUAAGUGGUUAACAUUUUAGGGCCUUGAUUUUUCAAUGAGUGUGGCCUUUGUAUAAAAAUCACUUUGGGGAAUACCAACAUUGUUUAUUCAGUGAUACUUUUCUUGAAAGAUAACUGUGGUGUCUGACCAUAGGAUCUUCAGCUUAGUAAAAGAGUGAGAUCCCUGUGUACUCAGCUUUCUGAAGACCUGAGUAAAGAACAGAGCUUGCACUUAAGAGCUUUUUCCCCUUUUGGGAAAAUAGUACUUGAGUAGGAACAUUCAUGUGGGAAGGGAGCGCUGUUCAGAUAGAGCUCGCCGCACGGUGUGUGCUAUGCUCCCUUAAUGUCAGCUUUUAGGAACAGUCAAGAAAAGAAAAAUCAAAACCUGCCCUUUCAGCCAAAAAGAAAAAGCAGCUUUUUAGUCCAUCACUUUUGCUCACAGUCAGAGAAGUGACUAGAUAAAAGGGUCCCAUUUUCCCCUCACAUCUGGCGGUGCCUGUGAGCCCUAAAGCUGAAACUGUUUAUCUGACUGUUGAUGGAGCCCUUUUCCCUCCGUGGCCCACAGUAGGUCAUACGGGCGGGGAGAAGCAAACGGGAGACUGUCCUGAUCAUGCUGAGCGGGCAGAGUGUCAUCCAGAUUCCUGGCAGGAGAAUGCCGUUUAUCCCAGAUAAUAACGUGAGGUUAUUAAAGUGAAGAUUUGAGGCUGUUCUUGCUCCUACCAUUUAAUUACUGUUAGAAAUGGUGAACUUUAUCUCUAGAGAAGUCAAGGAGGAAGGGUAAACUGGAAAAAUCUCACUUCUCACCAAGUCACUUUUCCGAUGAGAUGCGUACUUCAUGCCAGCAAUGUCUGUGAGCAGUGGUAUUGCCUUAAAUGAGUUUAUUCCUACCAUGGUCAGAGUGCCAUACUUCCUUUAUGUGAAUGGCUGUCAGCUCUCCAUUGAGAUAUAAAAUGCACAGAUGAUCCACAAAUAUCCUUGCCACCAGAAGCUUUGGGCCUUUUCCCGCUGAACUGUAGGACCCAUUGUACACUGAGAGACGUAUCAUUUCAUUGUGUCUCUCAGUCUAUGAAUGAGCAGUGGCAUGACCAAAAAGGCUGGUGAAGGAGAGUGCGAAUAUCCUGGCCAGAUUUUGCAUGUGAUCGUUUCCUGGACAAUUGAGAGUUGACUGUCUUCCUUUUCUACAGUGACUGUGUAGAAGAUAUUUCCAAAGGUUCUAUAAGCAGUGAAGUUGCUCAUUAUUGUUUUGUAAGAACUCUACCAAACACUUGUUUCUUGAAGUACAUACCAUUAACAAACAAACAAGGAGAAAAACCAAACAAAAGACAUUUACUUGAAAUGGAGAUUUGUUGUUGUGAAGUAUCUAUUUCUAUUUUAUUACUUUUAAGAGAAAAGUAACCGGGAAAACUUUUGCUGUGGUAAGGAAGACACCAGAGUGUUUUUUUUUUUUUAGGUUGUAUUUGAUGCCACAAACUAACACAGUCAUCUCAGGUCAUCAUGUUGAUUUUAUGGAUAUAUAUGGUCCUAAAACCAUAUAUAUAUAUAUGUUUUAUAUUUGUGAACACUGCCUAGAAACAUGUUCCUAAUGGACUUAAUAGCCUUUUGUGUAUUCUCAGCAAACUAGAAAAUGUUUUUCUCUUUUCGAGUAGCUCUUCAUUACAUAGGGAGCCAGCACUGUGCUGGUUUCAGCAUUUCAGACAAGGAAAUAAUUAAUUGUGUAACUGACUGCUCAAUUAUUCAUUGCUGGAGUUCACAUAUAAAGAAUAGGAGAACUGAAAGACAGGGUUUGAGUGACAUUUUCUUCACUAAAAAGCAAGGAUUAAGAAUAGCAAAGGCAGUUUUGAGAAUAUACUAUUACACAUAAUGUAUUAGGAUGUUUUUGUUGCACUAAAUUUCAGACUUUAAUUACUAAAAUAGUUUCUAGCUGGUAAAUUUAGUGAGAAGGAUUUUGAUGUCAGAAUUUUUUUUUUCCUGAUUGAAUUAGCCUCUGACAUCCCUGGAGGCUGUAACUUCAUUUGCUAUAAACUGAAAGCCAAAUGCCCUUUCUCAGAAAAGCUAUAUUUUUCACCUGCCUCUUAAAGGCAACCCAAUAUUCAUUUCAUGAAAUGCUGUAAAUACCGAUGAGAUAUAGUGAGAAGAUAGCAAAAAAAAUGAUAUAAGAACUUUCUGAAAAAGAAUCUAUUCCAGCACAAUGCUGUAUUCUGAAAAGGUGCUGAAUUACAAAAUACAAGAGUUGCUCAGGAAAUUGGAGGUGGUAUUGCUGUGUAUCUUACCAUUUGGAAAUGUGCUCUCUUGGGAGAGAGACUGCACAGUGCCCAGGCAAGAAGCCCUUUGACAUCUGGAAUGUGGAUACGUUUAAAAAAUAAGUGAGAUGUCAUCCAAAAGUGCUCAUCAAUUUGUAGCCAAGCCCCAGAGGGAAAGGCAGCUUUGAAAUAGCGACUUCAUGGAAUUGAGCAGAACCUUAAUGGAAUACAGGUGCCUUUCUGAGGACAGAAAACAGGCCACCUCAAACCACAUGCCUAUCUAGAGAUUAAAUGAAACUGUGAGGGACACUGUGGAUGCCUUAAAGGUGACUGGUGUUGGGUACUGGUGGGUAUGGAUGCACCCCAUCUGGACUAGGCUGAUGGAAGCAGUCUAUUUCAGUUCACCUUCAAACAGCACAAGUUGUUCCUGCUCAUGACCUCACUGAGGCAAACGAGAAACGGUGCUGGGGACUUUUCUAUGUCUUGCAGGGGUGGAGGUGGUAACGUCAGUCAGGGCUCUCCAGUGCUCACGCCUCCCCUAAAUGCCAGUUAUACAUCUGCAUUAAUUCACCUAUGCAAACUUGUGUUUUAUGGUUUGUUUUUUAUACCUUAUGUACCAUUUGAUUCUUUUUAAACAUCAGGUUUAACAUUAAUAUUAUGAAUAAUUUUUAAGUCAAAGUAUUGUAUAUGUCUUUGUGCUUGUUUUCCUGGAUGGAUUGAGGCAAACGUCAGUCUUGUCCUUCUCUCUUAAUAAAGUCUUCAUUUGUUAAGGCAA